Molecule: messenger RNA, 888 nt
Organism: Ipomoea nil (Japanese morning glory)
Lineage: Eukaryota; Viridiplantae; Streptophyta; Magnoliopsida; Solanales; Convolvulaceae
Product: protein DOG1-like 3
Exons: 2
Coding region: 63-755 (230 amino acids)
Biological process (GO): DNA-templated transcription
Molecular function (GO): sequence-specific DNA binding
Source: RefSeq, a predicted model, not a curated record
CUCUCUGAUCUGUACAAUAUAAUACCCAUAACUCAAAGAAUUGAAGAAAUUAAAUUAAGAAGAUGAGUUUCCAAAGCUUCCACGAGACAUGGUUCGAGCAGCUCCGGCAACUGGUGCAGCAGCUCGGCCAAGCCCCACGGCCAGCCACCACCGCCGACCACCACCAGCUGCAGCAAGAAAUGGUCCAAAAGGUGAUGUCUCACUGCCACGAAUACUACAGAGUGAAGUCCAUCGCCGCCAAGCGCGACAUCCUGGGCGUGUUCACGGCGCCGUGGGCCACUUCUUUAGAGCGGUCGCUUCACUGGAUCGGCGGGUGGCGCCCCACCACCGUCUUCCACCUCAUCUACACCGAAUCCAGCAUCCUCUUCGAGUCCCACAUCAUGGACAUCCUCCGCGGCCUCCGUAACGGCGACCUCGGUGACCUCACCCCUACCCAGCUCCGCCGCGUCAGCGAGCUCCAGUGCGAAACCGUCCAAGAAGAAAAUUACAUCGCCGACCAACUCUCCGAUUGGCAGGAUGGCGGUAGUGAUAUAAUUGGAAUGAUGAGUGGGAAGCUUGAUGCGAAGAUGGAGAAGCUGGCGGAGAUAUUAGAGAAGGCGGAUCAGCUGAGGAUGAAGACCAUUACCAACUUGGUGGAGCUGUUAACGGCGCAGCAGGCGGUGGAGUUCUUGAUUGCGGCGGCGCAACUCAUGUUCGGGAUUCGUCGUUGGGGAAUCAAUCAUGACCGUCAACGAGAGAAUAAUGUCUCACAGUGAUCGGGAGAUUAGAUUAUGCACAUUCUGAUAAUUAGAUAUAUAUAAGAUCAGAUCAUCGUUUAAUUUAAUCUUAUAUAUAUGUAUCCCAAAUUUCAUAAUUCCAUCUCUUCUAUAAUAAUAUAUUUGCUUGAAA